Molecule: messenger RNA, 1545 nt
Organism: Neoarthrinium moseri
Lineage: Eukaryota; Fungi; Ascomycota; Sordariomycetes; Amphisphaeriales; Apiosporaceae
Exons: 5
Coding region: 1-1545 (514 amino acids)
Biological process (GO): transmembrane transport
Cellular component (GO): fungal-type vacuole membrane; plasma membrane
Molecular function (GO): transmembrane transporter activity
Source: RefSeq, a predicted model, not a curated record
AUGGACGAAGAGAAAAGCGUCGCCUACGACUCGUCGCAGGUCGCCGCGGAUGGCUCGGUCGAUGAGAUCCCCGCUUAUCUGCGCAAGACGUCUAGCAAGGGCAUCUUUGGCAAGCUGCGUAGCUACGAGGAGGCCCUUGAUCGGAAACUGGGAGUCGAGGCCCAUGGCAUUGCGCGAAAGCUGCCGGAGGACAGAGAUCCGAGCUACGCAAAAUGGUCGAACCAGCUUGUCAUGUUUGCCCUCUGGGCAAGUGGCACAAUGAAUUUGAGCUGCUUCGCGACAGGCUUCUUGGGGUGGGAGCUAGGCCUCGACCUUCGCCAAUCUAUCCUGAUCGUUGUCUUUUCGACCUUGAUCGGUAGUUCUGUCACUGGCUGGUGUGCAACCAUGGGUGCCCCCACAGGGCUUCGCCAGAUCUCCAUCUCACGUUACUCGCUUGGGUGGUGGCCUUCGAAAGCCAUGGCGGCCCUCAAUGUUGUUGAGCAGAUUGGCUGGAGUUCCGUGGGCUCUAUUACGGGUGGUGUUGCCCUCAGUGCGGUCAGCGACGGCAAGGUCGGAAGUGCACUAGGCGUCGUCAUCUGUGCCGUCGUCGGGCUGGUCAUCUCCUUCUUCGGCCUGAAGGUUGUUUUUCACUACGAGAAAUUCGCAUGGCUCGUUUUUAUCGUGAUCUUCGUGGUCAUGUACGGCGAAACAGCUAGGUUUGGUGAUCUCGAGACGCCCACUAAAUUCGAAGGCUCGACCUACUCCGGCAUGCUUCUUACCCUCUUCGGAGUUGUGUACGGAUCUUCCUCCUCGUGGGCUAGUGUUGUCAGUGAUUACUACGUCGAGUAUCCUGUCAAUACCUCGAAGGUCAAAGUGUUCCUUCUGACCACCAUGGGUAUUUGUAUUCCCACAUGCAUCGGCAUGGUUCUUGGCUGCGUUGUCUCUAGCGCUUUGAACAACAACGAAGCCUGGUCCGCGGAGUACGAGGAAGGCAUCGGGUUUCUAGUCCAGACCAUGAUCUACCCCCGUGGCUUCGCAAAGUUCAUCCUGUUUAUUCUCGUUCUAUCUGGAAUCGGCAUGAACUGCAUUGCCAUUUACUCGGCAGGACUAUCCAUACAACAGUUCGCUCGACCACUAGCUGUGGUGCCCCGCUUCAUUUGGACGUUGCUUUGCUUUGUGGCAGUGAUUCUGCUCGGCUUGGCUGGCAGGGAUCAGCUUCUUACCUAUCUUGAGAACUUCCUCUCAUUGCUAGGAUACUUCACCACAUCCUUCUUCGUCAUUAUCUUUAUUGAGCAUUACUGGUUCCGGAAAGGCAGUUAUGCAAACUAUAAUCUAGAGUGCUGGAACAACCCGAAGGAACUUCCUGUAGGAUAUGCUGGGGGCUUCGCUUUCGCCUCCGGAAUUAUUGGAGCAAUUCUUGGCAUGUCCACAACUUGGUAUGUCGGCGUCAUUGCGAUCAAGAUUGGUGAAUCUGGUGGUGAUGUUGGAAAUCAGCUAGCUUUCCUCUUCGCCAUCAUUACAUACAUCCCCGCCCGUUAUUUGGAACUUAAGUUUGUAGGAAGGUAG